Lachancea lanzarotensis is the source of this 1050-nucleotide messenger RNA. RefSeq names its product LALA0S02e01618g1_1 (gene LEU5). Gene Ontology annotation, biological process: transmembrane transport. Gene Ontology annotation, cellular component: mitochondrial inner membrane. The record is from RefSeq and is a predicted model, not a curated record. Bases 1 to 1050 code for a protein of 349 amino acids. Lineage: Eukaryota; Fungi; Ascomycota; Saccharomycetes; Saccharomycetales; Saccharomycetaceae. The transcript has a single exon.
AUGAAGCAUGACGAUAAAGACGGCGAAGGUCGUGGGCUACCGAACCCUACAAACAUCGAUAAGCGGUCUGCAUACUACAUCUGGCGAUCAGGUUUGGCUGGUGGUGUGGCCGGAAGUUGUGCGAAAACUUUGAUUGCGCCGCUAGACCGUAUAAAAAUUCUCUUUCAAACUUCCAAUCCACACUACCUGAAAUACUCAGGGUCCAUGCUGGGAUUGCUGCAAGCGGGCAUGCACAUCAAGACUUACGAUGGGAUCAGAGGCUUUUAUCAGGGUCAUUCUGCUACCUUGGUUCGGAUUUUUCCCUACGCUGCCAUCAAGUUUAUUGCAUACGAACAGAUUCGGUAUCUUAUGAUACCGUCUAAGGACUACGAGACUCCAACGCGUCGAUUGGUCAGUGGUUCAUUGGCAGGCCUUUGCAGCGUUUUCAUGACAUACCCAUUGGACCUUAUAAGAGUCAGAUUAGCAUAUCUCACAGACCACAAACGCAUCAAAAUGCUGCCAGUGAUAAAACGUAUUUAUUCCGAGCCGGCAUCGGAUACACUCACAUCGAAGCACAUAGUGCCGAAGUGGUUCGCCCAUUGGUGCAAUUUUUAUCGUGGGUUUACGCCAACAGUCUUGGGUAUGAUACCAUACGCGGGUGUAUCUUUUUUCGCUCAUGACUUAUGCGGCGAUUUUUUGAGAAGUCCACUUCUAGCUCCCUACUCUGUGCUUCGAAUAUCUGACGAAGAAUUACAGGUGCGAUCGAAAUAUGCCGGUAAUAGACCUCUGAUGACAUGGGCCGAAUUGACGGCUGGUGGUCUCGCAGGCAUGGCUGCUCAGACCGCAUCUUAUCCUUUUGAGAUCAUCAGACGUCGUCUUCAGGUAAGUGUUGUAUCCCCCACAGCGAUCCACAAUUUUCAAACAAUACCGGAAAUGUUUCGAGUCAUCUACAUGGAACGAGGCUGGAGAGGUUUUUUUGUGGGGUUGAGCAUUGGCUACAUCAAGGUUACACCGAUGGUGGCCUGCAGUUUUUUCGUAUACGAAAGAAUGAAGUGGUAUUUGGGCAUCUAA